GAGCCAGCCAUGUUGCGCUCAGGUGCCGGGAGGACAUUAUGCGGGCGUGGGUUUUCCGGGCCGCCCACCCAAAGUCGAAGCACGAUCCGCCCCUCCCGCUUCGGCGUCAGGCGCUUGUGGGACGGGUGGGUGGAAUCGAAACGGGCGAAUCAAUCGGUUUGGUCCGCCCAGGCGUCCAGGGCGUUCUCAUCCGGGUCCAAGGGGGUGGGGGCGCGGGAAAACCCGUGGCUGGGAUUUGAUAUGAAACGCGUGGAAGCCCAUUGGAAGAAAGGAGGGCGGAUUCGAGCCGAAUGGCAGCAAAGAUAUAACGAACAACAACAACAACAACCAGACCAAGCCAACACGGCGAGCCAAGCGGGUCGAACAGUGUACGUACUGCCCAUGUUUCCGUAUCCCUCGGGCGCUCUGCACAUGGGCCACGUGCGGGUUUACUCUAUUUCCGACGUCAUGGCCCAUUAUCACCGCUUUCAAGGCGCCCAAGUCCUCCAUCCCAUGGGCUGGGACGCCUUCGGGUUGCCUGCUGAAAACGCCGCUCGUCAGCAUCACGUACAACCGCAAGACUGGACCCGUCAAAACAUUGCCAGUAUGAAAGAGCAGCUCAUACACUUGGGCUUAACCUUUGAUUGGGAUCGCGAAGUGGCCACGUGCGAUCCUAGCUAUUAUCGAUGGACCCAGUGGAUCUUCUUGCAACUCUUGGCCCAAAACCUGGUUUAUCAAGCCGAGGCUCUUGUCAAUUGGGAUCCUGUGGAUCGGACCGUUCUCGCCGACGAGCAGGUGGAUGAAAAUGGACGGUCUUGGCGCUCGGGAGCCGUUGUCGAAAAGAAGCCCCUGAAACAAUGGUUUGUUCGAUCCACGCAGUACGCUCAAUCCCUUUUGGACGGAUUGGACGAGUCCGUAUUGACGGGUUGGCGAGACGUGGUCUCCAUGCAACGGUCUUGGAUCGGGCCAUGUGAUGGGUUCAAGUUCAAAUUCGGCUUAAAUGCCGAACUUGAAUCUCAGGACCUUUGGGUAUGGACGAGUCGACCUGAACUCUUAUGGGGCUCGGCAUUUGUGGGGAUCACGCCCGAGCACAUUCUGGCCCAAACCCAUGAUCAAUCCGAACUCCCAGAGUUUCAAAUUAAUGAAGGACGAGUCCAAAGGCUUCCACUUCAAGCCGUCAAUCCAAUGGAUCCCAAACACAUCUUGCCGAUUCUUUUAUUUCAUGACACGGAUGACUUCCCCUCCGAAAGUGACCACUUCUUGGGCAUUCCCGAGAUCUGCGCCAUGUCUCGCUCUGUUGCUGAAGCCUUGACGAUUCCUUUCACUUCGGUGUUGAGCACUGAUCAAACUACCUUGAUGAACUCCAGUCAGUUCUCGGGCCAAUCCUUGGCCGCCGCCAAAGCCUCCAUUCUAGAUCAAGCUCGUGCACAUAAUGCAGGAGGAUAUGCGGUCAGCUCACGUCUCAAAGACUGGCUGAUAUCCCGACAGCGAUAUUGGGGUACCCCCAUACCCAUCAUUCAUUGCGAGGGGUGUGGCGCCGUCCCGGUUCCUUUCGAGGACCUACCCGUGGUCUUGCCCGAAUUGGACUCCCUGAAACAUGAAACCGGAGAGUUCGGCGAAUCUCCACUAGCUCAAGCUCGCGAGUGGCUCGAGGACGUGGUGUGUCCCAAGUGUGGCUCCAAUCAUGCUCGCCGGGAGACCGAUACCAUGGAUACUUUUGUGGACUCGGCUUGGUACUUCUUGCGAUAUCUGGACCCCAAGAAUGGAAGCGAAAUUUGUGGGCAGGGGCCAGCGCAAGCCCUCCCGGUGGACGUGUACAUUGGCGGGAAAGAACAUGCCACUCUGCAUCUUUACUUUGCGCGCUUCAUUACCCACUUUCUCCAUCAUUUGGGAAUAUCGCCCGUCAAGGAGCCGUUCAAGAAGCUCAUCGUCCAAGGCAUGGUCAAAAGCAAAACUUACAAGACCAAGAGCGAUGGGCGUUUUGUGCCAGAGAGCGAAGUGGACUUGAGCCAAGAGCCUUUAGUUGAGAAGUCAAGUGGAGAGGAAGUCAUCUCGUAUUGGGACAAGAUGAGCAAGUCCAAGUUUAAUGGGGUUGAUCCGAAGCACGUUAUCGACAAAUAUGGUUGUGAUACUACGAGACUCAUGAUGCUAGCCGAGGCAUCCCCCACUGCCGAGAGGCUUUGGUCCGAGGACUCUUACACGUCCAUAAAUCAGCUUCAGACCCGGUUUCUCAAGUUGUUGCGUUUAGCUCAAAGCGUUCAUGUAGAGGAGGUGAAAGGUUCCGUGAGGUCGAAAGAAUUCAAGGCCCACGAAGAACGCCUGAUCAAUUCGAGGAAUUUCCACGUUUCGGGCACCAAUUUUGCUUAUGCCACAACUUCAAACCUUCGGUUUGUUGUGCACAAGAUCCAGUCACUCCUCAAGGACCUGUGGAUCACUCCGGACGUGGUCAAGCGGGAUUGCGUUGAAUUUCAGCGCGGGUUGGCCACAGCCAUCAUCUUGAUGACGCCCAUGAGCCCCCAUUUUUGCGCCGAGUUGUGGGAAGGGCUCCGGCAAGUCAAGGUCAAGCAAUGUCCGAACUAUCGUUGGGACAAGACAGUGUUCCAUCAAGACUGGCCUCAAAUGGAUCGAGAUUGGAAGCUUUCACUCGGGGUGGAAUUCAAGGACAAAAACAUUGACCAAAUUCCUCUAAGCAUUGACACGUUGAAUGAUCUCACACAUAAAAGUGCCCUAAAGUUAGUUGAAGAGCGCCCUCAGUAUCAAGCCAUCUUUGGAACGAAUCCGGUUUUAAGUGAGUUCCACGUGGAGAAGGAUCAUCGGGCAGUUCUCAAUGUAAAAUUUGACAUGGCAAAAAUGUCGCCGCAGCAAAGGAAGCAACUACGAGAGCAAGAAAAAGAAGAAAAGCGUCGAAAACGAGAGAGGCGUCAAGAAAAGAUUGCGGCUUUCCAGGCCAUUGAAGCCAAAAAAACUGUGAAGUAAAGAAUUAGGCAGUAAAAAUAAUAAAAACAAAUACACCCACACAA
Messenger RNA from Tigriopus californicus, 2999 nucleotides. RefSeq names its product probable leucine--tRNA ligase, mitochondrial (gene LeuRS-m). NCBI's taxonomy places the organism in Eukaryota, Metazoa, Arthropoda, Copepoda, Harpacticoida, Harpacticidae. The record is from RefSeq and is a predicted model, not a curated record. Gene Ontology annotation, biological process: leucyl-tRNA aminoacylation; mitochondrial translation. Bases 10 to 2955 code for a protein of 981 amino acids. Gene Ontology annotation, molecular function: aminoacyl-tRNA deacylase activity; leucine-tRNA ligase activity; ATP binding. The transcript is spliced from 10 exons. Gene Ontology annotation, cellular component: mitochondrion.